UAGACAUAGUGAUGCGUACGAUAGAGGAUUUUUGUUUUUGGGGCUUUUGUUUUUGUUUAGCACCUAAACCGCCUUCGCGUGGGAAAGCGAAGCCCAAGAAUACGAAUAACUAACGGAACUCGCUCGCCGACUCAGCAUCGAUGGCGACGGACUCAUAUGGCUCGUCUCCCCUCUCCCCAAACAAGCGUCGCAAAACCCUAUCCGCGACCUCCAAAUCCAAAAUUAAAGACGACGCCAAUCACAAUCAGCAGGAAUCGCAAGAGCAGCAACAAUGGACGGCCAAUUCCCCUUGCAUGAUCUGCUUAUCCGACUGUGGGAAAUCAGUCAGAGGAGAAAUCGAUUGCUGCGACCAUUUCUUCUGCUUUAUUUGCAUAAUGGAGUGGGCUAAGAUCGAGUCCCGGUGCCCCGCGUGCAAGCGCAGGUUCAUCACCAUUCGUAGGCCGUUCAAGGACGGUGUCUUUGCCCCUGAACGCGUUGUCAGGGUCCCACUUCGCGACCAGAUUGAUACUUGUUAUGCAAACACAACUGCGCCUUUUGAACCUUUUUCACAAGUUCAAUGUAGUGUGUGUCAUCAAAUGACAGAUGAGAGUCUUUUAUUACUUUGUGAUCUUUGUGAUUCAGCUUCUCACACAUACUGCAUUGGCCUGGGUUUUACUGUACCUGAAGGUGAUUGGUUUUGCCAUGACUGUACCGUCUGUAGAACUGAACAUAUGAAUAGAGAAAUGCAUAUUGAUUGUGACAUUGAAAAUGUAACGACAACCGCUGAGGAACAUGUUACCAUCCUUGAUAUUGUACGAGAAUCAAGUAGCCCUGUGGCUGACAGAAAAGCUAGAGCAAUCUCUUCAAAUCCAAACCAGUUGUCACCUGCUGUUGCCCCUGAUGUGGAAAACAGUGUUGCAGAGGAAGUAAAUGUUCCUGGUGCAAGAAUGCUUCGUAAUGUUGCUGAAAGAGAAACUCAAUCAGGUGCAAGAACAUUGCAACGAUGUCGCGAUGUGCACAGCCAUAUUCAGGUGCUUCGUAAGAACUGGAAUGCCUUUCGUAAUGGGUCACUGAGCUUCUCUUCUGGUUCAUUCAAAUCUGGCAGCCAAAAGUACCAACGGAACGUUAGUGCAGUAUUGCAUGCUAGAUCAGGUCAACAACAUUCCUUAUCCUCCACUAGUUGUCAGCACUCGACAGCUGAAGAUGCUUUUGCUGGAAGUUCUGUGCAGAACAGAGGCCCACAUGAUAUUGAGAAGGCAUGGAAAAUGAUGAUCAAGGCAAAGUCAAUAGAGAGUGCUCAUGAAAGUACCAGCUGUAGGAAUCAGGUUUCAAAACUUCCUUUGAAGACUGGAAGAGCUUCAAAAGAUGCAACCGGUACAGUGAAAAAUCAACAAUUUGGAGCCAAGGGUCUGGAGAAGCAUAAUGAAUUUUAUUCUUGUAAUAGUGAAAUAGGAAAGUAUCGAUCUCCUAAGUUGGAAAAACAAAAGAAGAGUAGUGUUAGUACUAAGGGGAGUGUAGAGUCUGGUGAGGGUCUCACAACUAAUUCAUCAGGAUCUUUUUUCAAAUCUUCAUUCUCUAGCAACGGAUGGCCUAGUAUUCAAAGUGAUGUCUAUUAUCAAAAUAGUUCUAGGCUGUUACAGAAACAUGUAAAGGGGGCCUCAUCAUAUGGAUCUACUUGUUUGAUUAAUUUGGUUGGGUCAAUACCAGGAGCUUCUGAUUCACUUUAUGCCAAAGCAGAGCUCAGAACAUCUCCUCCCAGGAAGGUUGAUUUUUCUAAGGAAACGGUGAGAAUGGGCAAGGGUUGUACUAAAAGCAAUGCUAGAAAAGAUGAUGAUGCCAAAAGUGAGAUCCAAUCUCUUGUCAAGCUGAACUUGAAGCUCCUAAGCAGAGACAAAAAGUUAGGAGUAUCAGCAUUCAAGGAAAUAGCAAGGCUUGCCACUCAUACCAUCCUGGCCGCAUGUGAUUUAGAGCACCGGAAGCUUGGUGUUCACUCCUUCCCGGUCAGCUCAGUGUGCAGCCACACUGAACAUAUCCAGCAGCUCCACAAGUCCACUCUGAUGCCUAAUUCUUGCAGGGAAUGCUUUUGUAUUUUUGUAAUGGAUGUUGUUAACUCCGUUAUGCUUGAGAAAGUAGCCUGUGUUAACACAAGUUAAGGUCUCUUCCAAUUUGGGUUAAUGCUGCUCAAUUAUUUUUUGAACCCUCUCUUAUGGAAAGAAUAUGUAAUAUUUAUUUUAUUAGUUUUGGGAUGAGUUGUAUAAAUUGAUUCAGCAGCUUUUCUACAAACCUGUUCUUAAAUUAGUCUUUCA
Messenger RNA from Corylus avellana, 2285 nucleotides. RefSeq lists its product as uncharacterized. The record is from RefSeq and is a predicted model, not a curated record. NCBI's taxonomy places the organism in Eukaryota, Viridiplantae, Streptophyta, Magnoliopsida, Fagales, Betulaceae.